Molecule: messenger RNA, 1235 nt
Organism: Cygnus olor (mute swan)
Lineage: Eukaryota; Metazoa; Chordata; Aves; Anseriformes; Anatidae
Gene: ERGIC3
Product: ERGIC and golgi 3
Exons: 16
Coding region: 45-1211 (388 amino acids)
Biological process (GO): retrograde vesicle-mediated transport, Golgi to endoplasmic reticulum; endoplasmic reticulum to Golgi vesicle-mediated transport
Cellular component (GO): COPII-coated ER to Golgi transport vesicle; endoplasmic reticulum membrane; Golgi membrane
Source: RefSeq, a predicted model, not a curated record
AUCAAGGCAGAGUACGCGGCUUUGGUUCCGGGCCGCGCGGCGCCAUGGACUCGCUGUGGCGGCUGAAGAGGUUCGAUGCCUUCCCCAAGACCCUGGAAGACUUUCGGGUCAAGACGUGCGGGGGCGCGCUUGUGACGGUUGUCAGUGGGCUCAUCAUGGUGCUGCUGUUCUUCUCGGAGCUGCAGUACUACCUCACCAAGGAGGUUCAUCCUGAAUUAUACGUUGACAAAUCAAGGGGAGAUAAGCUGAAGAUCAACAUAGAUGUUACUUUUCCGCAUAUGCCUUGUGCUUAUUUGAGCAUUGAUGCAAUGGACGUAGCAGGAGAACAGCAGCUGGAUGUAGAGCACAAUCUGUUUAAGCAACGUUUGGAUAAAGCUGGCAAUCGUGUGACUCCAGAGGCUGAGAGACAUGAGCUCGGAAAAGAAGAAGAAAAAGUGUUUGAUCCAAAUUCUUUGGAUGCUGAUCGUUGUGAGAGCUGUUACGGGGCAGAGUCCGAGGACAUUCGAUGUUGUAAUACUUGUGACGAUGUCAGAGAAGCCUACAGGCGGCGAGGCUGGGCCUUCAAGAACCCAGAUACCAUAGAGCAAUGCAAGAGAGAAGGGUUUAGCCAGAAAAUGCAAGAACAAAAGAACGAGGGCUGCCAAGUGUAUGGUUUCCUGGAGGUCAACAAGGUAGCUGGAAAUUUUCACUUUGCACCAGGAAAAAGUUUCCAACAGUCCCAUGUACACGUGCACGCUGUUGAGAUUCAUGACCUCCAGAGCUUCGGACUUGAUAAUAUCAAUAUGACGCACUACAUCAAACAUCUCUCAUUUGGAAGGGAUUAUCCAGGCAUCGUGAAUCCUCUGGAUGGGACAGACGUCACUGCACAGCAAGCUUCCAUGAUGUUUCAGUAUUUUGUCAAAGUGGUCCCCACAGUUUAUAUGAAGGUAGACGGUGAAGUGGUAAGGACUAACCAGUUUUCAGUUACACGACAUGAGAAAAUAGCCAACGGGCUAAUAGGAGACCAAGGUCUGCCUGGUGUAUUUGUGCUAUAUGAACUGUCACCCAUGAUGGUGAAGCUGACAGAGAAACACAGGCCCUUCACACACUUUCUCACAGGAGUUUGUGCCAUUGUUGGUGGCAUAUUUACAGUUGCAGGAUUCAUUGACUCCUUGAUCUAUCAUUCAGCACGUGCCAUCCAGAAGAAAAUCGAACUCGGGAAGGCAAUAUAAAUAAGCAGUGACCUCACCCACACG